This is a messenger RNA of Anarrhichthys ocellatus (wolf-eel), 3599 nucleotides long. Its product is annotated as glutamate receptor ionotropic, delta-1-like. Lineage: Eukaryota; Metazoa; Chordata; Actinopteri; Perciformes; Anarhichadidae. The transcript is spliced from 3 exons. The record is from RefSeq and is a predicted model, not a curated record. The coding region runs from base 412 to 942 and encodes 176 amino acids.
CGCAGUUUGCAGUGUGUUAUGUCUCAGACUCGGAGGUAGAGAGUCAGAGCUGCUCGCCUGGCGGAUCUCAACCUCUGAAACAAACCCCCGGUGUCUUCUCUUAUCCGUCCCCGCUUCCCUCCUCACUCACCCGGGUCUGUUUCUCUCCGGAGCCCUGGAAGCAUCUAUUUAUUUAUUUGUCUACCCUUCUUCUUCCUCUCGACUCCGGCCAACAGUUUGAUCUUUGGGAUUUAGCUCUCUAUUACUAUUCGGUGGUGAUUUCACUCAACAUAGCUUCCCUUCCGCCGCCGCUGCUGCCGCCGCCGCUUUUACGCACCGCCGCUUAUUCUGGAUUUGCUCAUCACUGGAGGAAAAAACAACACAAUUCAGCGAGGUGGAUCCGUGGAUGCGCCUCUUUGGCUCAAACUGGAGAUGGAAAUGCUGACAUUGUUAUUUCAUUCCCUGUGGAUAUUGCAAUGCAACACAGUGAGCGCCGACUCCAUCAUUCACAUUGGUGCAAUAUUUGAGGAGAACGCCGUGCGGGACGAUGAGGUGUUCCAGCUCGCCGUGUCGGACCUCAGCUUGAGCGAUGACGUCCUGCAGAGCGAGAAGAUCACGCACUCCAUCAAGCUCAUCGAGCCCAACAACCCUUUCCAGGCGGUGCAGGAAGCCUGCGAGCUGAUGAACCAGGGCAUACUGGCACUGGUCACCUCGACAGGCUGCGCGUCAGCCAGCGCCCUGCAGUCCCUGACGGACGCCAUGCACAUCCCCCACCUGUACAUCCAGAGGAACAGCGAGGGAUCGCCGCGGACCGCCUGCCACUUCAACCCCAGCCCCGGCGGGCAGCGCUACACUUUGGCUGCCCGGCCGCCCGUCCGCCUCAACGACGUCAUGCUGACUCUGGUGGAGGAGCUGCGCUGGCAGAAGUUCAUCGUGUUCUAUGACAUCGAGUACGGUAAGUGAUCGACCGGUCGCCAUGCUGGAUCGAGGAGACAGAUCUUGGAAAAGCUGAUGGGACAGUCUGCUAUUGGCUGUUGGAAGUUGGACUUUUGUUGUGGAGGCUUUUAGCUGUGGAACUUGAUCUUGAUCUUGAUUCUAAUUCUCACUGUCAGAUCCGGUUGAUGUGAACAACCGGGUCUCACCCCCCAACUCGUAAAAUAGCAGUGCUUGGUCAGUGCUGCACCCUUUAAUAUCUGGAUGAGCACCAGGCUUUCAACUAACUCCAAUAUUAACCCAUCAGGGUCAUUAUUAGACUGACGGGGUAUAAAGCGAAUGAAAGGUUGCGUGAGAUGUGUGGGAGGGGACGGUUUGGGUCAAACAAACCCAGGAGGCCACUGUUCCACAAGUCAAUGUUGACUUAUUUAAACAUAUUUUUCCUACAUAACUGGAAUUGCCUACUGAACACCAGUUAGUUAUUUUACAUAAGAAACAUACUUCUUUGGAUCCAAACCACAAUAUUUUCCUCGUCCUCACCAAGUAGUUUUUUUUGCACAAGUAAACCUUAAAACUGAGUAAACCUACCUUUAUUUUGAAAACCGAUUGUAUGAAUAUAGCAAGUGGAAACUCUACGUUAUUUGAAGCAAUGUGGCCGCUGACCAAGCGUUUAUUGAUGAGUUGGGAGUGAUAUGUUUUUGGACUCUGAGUUUGGACUUUAAAACUUGUUUAGAAAACUUUAAAAUGUGGUGAGUUUUACUUUUAAGAAGACAUGUGUUGGUGUUAACCCACUGUCCUGUGGUGUCGCUUGUUGUUUAAGAAAAGUGAGAAGCUUCUCCACUUCCUCUCAUAUGGUCCACAUGUUUGUGAUGAGUGAAGAUAGAUGGAUUGAGCAGCUGAUUGAUGGUUUACAGACAUCAGUGUUGUUCGUUGAGUUUCCUGCUGAAUGUUUAACAUCACUCAGUGGAUAGUUCUGUGCUUUGCAUGGUGGAUGCCAAACAGCUGUUUUACUGAACUUUUUCUUGUUUUAAAGACUCUCUAUGUUAUAACUUGUAUCUAUUUCACUUCGUAAUUUACACUUAAUAUGGCUUUGAUGAAAUAAUUGAUGAUUCAUACCUAUGUUGAUAGAGAUCAGUUUAUGUUUUUGCAGCCACUUAUGAGUUUGUUUUACAACUCGUUCUCUCUUUUGAUGCGCUUCUCAAGCAUCAAUAAAAAUAUGUUCUUCCCAAGCACUUUGGAUUAUAUUCUGGAAUACUUUGGAAGUCCUUUUCCUAACUGUUUGUGACAAGAUCUUUGAUUUGUUUUCAUUUUCCCUGCUGUUGGGAUGAUGCAAAAAAACAUGGAGAUUUGAAGUACUUUGUGUGUGUCUGUAAAAAAACAGAAGACACGACAUGACACCAACUUUAAAUAUAAAUCCUGCUCGAAGGGUAUGGGGGCUAUUUAAGGGUCUAAGAUAGAGGGUGUUGUAUUUUAUACAGAUUUUAAAGCACUUUUAGUCAACUGAUUGAUUAUUGAGUAUUGGCUGCAUGAAUAAAAUUGACUUGACUUGUCCAAAACAAAAAGAAGAAACUUUUCAGUUUUAUUUUGUGGUCUCCGUCUGCAGAAAACUCCACCGUGGACUUAAACCUGAAGCAGUGCAUCGUUCCUUCAACACUAACCAUGUUACAUAUUUAUUCAUAUAUUGGGGAGUUUUGCCUCUCAUUUAUUUUCACUUUUGUAAAUUCACAUGGAAUACAUGUAGACAAAUAAUUGAAAACACAUUAAGAAUAGCUGCAGGCUGCCCUAAAUGAUUUCCAAUGAUUUCUGGCCUUGGAAAGGAUAUUCCAGCAAAAUGUCAGACAUCGACCCCUUUCUUCUGUAUUUGUUUGGAAUAGCUCACUUGGACUGUAUCUUAAUGAAAUCACAUUAGGCUCGAUGGAUUUUUGAGCGUAAUCGAUACAGGAUGGUGGCAAUUACAAUAUAAGGUUAUAGACAGAUGCAGGCAUUUAGCCUCUCAGAUAAGUGCAUUUGUAGCUGCUGGCCAGGAUCUGACUCCUUUAUGACCGAAGGACGACGGUGAGGCUGCAGAGGAGAACUUCACUCAGUCCAAAGAUACUUCGUUUAAAAUGAAUCAGCAGAUAUAUUUGGAAGACUUUCAAAAAACUGUCUUCAGUGACUCAUAUGGGAUUUUUUUUGUUUCGGUUUAAUAGCUUCUGAAACACCCCCACACCUUCCUAACAAUGGAUUGGGGGACCUGUGUCCAAUCUUUUCUCAAUCAUUUUUCGUAACCAAAAAAAAUCACCAACCCCGACUUUUCCUCUUUGAUUGGCCGUGUGUAACUGAGCAUAACGAAUAAUAAAGGCGGUCUAUAAACGCUUCUGAUUUCUGACGUGGGUGGACAACGUGUCUCAAAGAAACUAGUUCUGCUCAGGCGUAAAUCAACCCUCAGUCUGGGUUGUUUCAGAUACCUCACGCAUUGAUAUCAGUUAGAUUAAUUGUCACAUUAUGUGUGAAUAAUGACGGGUAAUUAUCCCGUUUUAAAAUGUCGUGUAGCUAAUAAAAAAGGAAAAUGAACAAAAAUAGAAGGGGCACAACGAGACACACUGACACUGCUAUUUUUAGGUGGGUACAAAAUAUCUUUAUUAUCAAGUUAAAUAGAAUUAAAGCUGCAAGCAGCAUUGACCGGGCCCUCGCAACUUCACACACGU